Molecule: messenger RNA, 3142 nt
Organism: Drosophila kikkawai
Lineage: Eukaryota; Metazoa; Arthropoda; Insecta; Diptera; Drosophilidae
Gene: Parp1
Product: Poly-(ADP-ribose) polymerase
Biological process (GO): double-strand break repair; protein poly-ADP-ribosylation
Cellular component (GO): nucleus; nucleolus
Molecular function (GO): NAD binding; DNA binding; NAD+-protein mono-ADP-ribosyltransferase activity
Source: RefSeq, a predicted model, not a curated record
UCGAAAAGAGCUGAAUGUAUUAUAUUCAAAUUGAUUUUCUCUCUUCUCAAAUAGUUUUAUCUAUGUUCAUUUAGUUAAUUCGCCGGUAAAGGUAUGGAAAUGGAACUACCGUAUAUGGCAGAGUAUGCCAGAACUGGACGUGCGUCUUGCAAAGGAUGUAAAUCUUCUAUUGGCAAAGACCACCUUCGAAUUGCUGUUAUGGUUCAAUCUGCAUUUCACGACGCAAAGGUACCGAAUUGGUUUCAUAAAGACUGUUUUUUUAAGAAGCAACGCCCAGUCUCAGUGGGGGACAUACAUAAUUUUGAAAAUUUACGAUUUAAUGACCAAAAGGAAUUGGAGAAUCUUAUCGGUACAGUAAAUGAAGUUGUAUGCGUAAAACCAGGAAAGAAACGUUUAAAUGUUGAUAGCGUAGCAUUAAAAGAUUUUGGAGUUGAAUAUGCCAAAUCCGGUCGAUCUUAUUGUCGUGGAUGUGAACAAAAAAUAUGUAAAAAUCAAGUUCGUGUACGGAAAACUGUUUAUGAUACUGAAGUAGGAAUGAAAUAUGGUGGCCAGCCCUUGUGGCAUCAUUUAGAAUGCUUUGCCCAAUUGCGUACAGAGCUUGGUUGGUUUGAUUCUGGGGAAAAUAUACCCGGCUUUUCAAUUUUAAAAUCUGAUCACCAAGAGGAAGUGAAAAACCUUAUCCCGUUAAUGGAAUCUAAUGGAAUACCAGAACCAAAAAAAACAAAAACAGAAAAAAUCAAUGAUUCUGAAGAAAAAGAAAAAAUAACGGAAAUAAAAAAACAAAACGAUCUAUUUUUUACAUUUCGCGAUGAACUUAAAAGUCGAAUGAAAAAAUCAGACAUCAGCAGACUUUUGAUUUGGAAUAAUCAGCAACCUUUAUUAGGUGACUCUGAAAGAUUAUUUGAUCAAGCUGCGGACUUAUUGGCUUUUGGUGCAAUUCAACCUUGCGUCGAAUGCAAAAGUUCUCAGUUUACAUUCAAUAAGUCUGGUUAUAUAUGUAAUGGUAAUAUUUCGGAAUGGACUAAGUGUAAUACGCUGUUAAGAGAACCUGUAAAAUCAGCUUGCCAAGUACCAAAGGAUCUGACGGAAAUUUAUGACUUUUUAAAUACUGUACAGAAAAAACCAGUAACACGGAUAAUACAAUAUCUCCCCCCAAGUGAAACCACUAUAACUAAAAAUUUAAAGCUAAAACACAAUCACGAUGAAUUUGACGGUCCAAAAAUUAUUCGUAAAAAGCCUCCAUUGUACAAUUUGAAGUUUUCCGUUAUCGGUAUGAAAAAUAUGGAGAUUGAAAUAAAGAGAAGAAUAGAAAAAUUGGGCGGCCAAUAUGAUAAUAAAAUAUCUGAUACAACCAUAGCCAUAUUAUCCACCGAAUCAGAAAUAAAAAAAAAAUCUAUCCGUAUGGAGUCUGCAAAAAAACUUGGAAUACAUAUUGUACCCUUAGAAUAUUUGGAUUUUGUGGAAGCUGACGCUGACAGAGCUAUUAAUUAUAUAAAUAGUAUGAGCCUGUGUAAUUGGGGUACUGACCCCCUUCUAAGAGUGCCUCUGGAUGGUUCAAAGAGUUCAAAGAACAAAAGUAUAUAUACAAAAUCUGUGCCAAUUUCAAAAACGUUAAAAGUUAAGGAUGGAACAGCUGUAGAUCCGGACAGUGGCCUUGAGGAUAUCGCACAUGUAUACGUUCACGGAAAAGAUAAAUACAAUGUAGUACUCGGCUUGACUGAUAUUCAGCGAAAUAAAAAUUCUUAUUACAAAUUACAGCUUUUGGAAGCUGAUAAAAUGUCAAAAUACUGGAUUUUUCGUUCUUGGGGUCGAAUCGGUACCACUAUUGGAAAUUCAAAGAUUGAGGAGUUUGACACAAUUAUCCCCGCCAUAAAAGUAUUUCAAAAAGUAUAUUUUGAUAAAACUGGAAAUGAAUUCGAAAAGCGAGACAACUUUAUUAAAAUUUUUGGACAUAUGUACCCAAUAGAUAUUCAGUAUGGUAACGAAACGAAUAUUUGUUUACCUGAUACAGAAUCUCUAAAUUCAAAGCUAGAUCCAUGCCUGCAAAAUUUAAUAAGGCUGAUGUUCGAUGUUGAUUCUAUGAAAAGAACAUUGAUGGAGUUUCAUAUUGAUAUGGAUAAAAUGCCACUGGGAAAACUUAGCGUAGUUCAAGUACAAUCUGCUUACACAGUGUUGAGCGAAAUUUUUGAAUUAAUUAAAUCUGGAUCCAGUAAUGUGCAAAUUAUUGAUGCGACAAACCGUUUUUAUACCUUGAUUCCUCAUAAUUUUGGAAUACAGUCUCCAACUUUAAUUGAAACAUAUAAACAAAUUGAAGAUUUGCGACAAGUUUUAGAUUCGCUAGCUGAAAUCGAGGUUGCCUAUAACUUAAUUAAAAGUGAAAAUACAAUUGAUAAUAUUAAUCAAUUGGACAAACAUUAUGCCCAAUUGAAAACUAAAUUAGAUCCACUAGAUAAAAGUAGUGAAGAGUUUUCCAUUCUUCAAAAUUAUGUUAAAAAUACUCAUGCCUCUACCCAUAGCGCAUAUGAGUUGGAAGUAGUGGAUGUGUUUAAAGUACAUCGUCAAGGGGAAUCAAAACGUUAUAAACCCUUCAAGAAGUUACAUAAUAGAAAACUAUUAUGGCAUGGCUCACGAAUAACAAAUUUUGUCGGUAUAUUAUCACAUGGCCUUAAAAUCGCGCCUCCAGAAGCUCCACCAACUGGCUAUAUGUUCGGAAAAGGAAUUUAUUUUGCUGAUAUGGUGUCAAAAUCUGCCAACUAUUGUUGUACAACCCAACAAAAUUCUACUGGAUUAAUGCUUCUUUCUGAAGUUGCUUUGGGAGAUAUGAUGGAAUGCACAGCAGCCAAAUAUGUUACAAAACUUCCAAAAGAUAAACACAGCUGCUUUGGUCGAGGUGUUACAAUGCCAAAUCCAAAGGAAAGUUUUUUACGACAUGAUGGAGUUGAAAUACCUUUGGGACAAGCAGUGACAAAUUCAAGCUUAAAAUCGUCAUUAUUAUACAAUGAAUAUAUCGUGUAUGAUGUUGCCCAGGUGAAUGUGCAGUAUCUAUUUCGGAUGGAAUUUAAAUAUAAAUAUUAGGUUAUAAAUAUAUUUAAUUUGAAUGUAAGAAAUAAACUCAAAUAAUAAAAUAUUAAUGGAGUGAUAA